AUGAGAUCUGAUGAACUUACUACUGGGGCUACGGAGUCAGGCUCAUCCAUCCAAGUUUCCCUCCGCAAUGACCGUACUCUUCUCAUGUUCGUCGUCCAGUCACUGGUCAGACUAAUGCGUUCUCAGCUUGGGAAUCGCACGCCAAAGCACGAGGAUGGCUCCAUCCGGCUCAACCCGUCCAAGUCGAAGCUGAGCGGAUGCACACUCCGCGAACGCACUGUUUGCGACAUGUACAUAUACGACAUGGUACCCCCGAACAGACCUGUAAAGCCCUGCAAAAAGCGGAUAUAUUACUUUGCAGGAGGCAGCUGGCAGGAACCGCCCUCACCACAACACUACGAGUUAUGCGCAAAGAUGGCCAAAGACAUGCCCGAUACAACCAUCUCCAUUGUCUCAACUCCGCUUGCGCCCAACAAUCCCGCGCCAAGUUCGUUUCCCAUGUGCCUGAAGACAUAUCGCGUUCUCAUGGCAGAGGCCGAGAAAGCCGGAGAAAGGGUCAUUCUCGCGGGCGACUCAUCCGGCGCAAACAUCGCUCUAUGCCUUGUCCUGGAGGCUCUAAGAGAAGACAGCGAGCAACAAGAAACGAACCCGCAUCCUAUAGCCAUCAUGACCGUAUGCGCCUCAAUCGACCUGACCCGCAAAAACCCAGACAUCGAUAAGAUUGCGCCCAAAGACCCUCUUCUUACACCUAAAACCAUCAGAGAAACGGCAAAAGUCUGGCGCGGUGACUGGGAGGCUGCCGAUCGCCGCAUCUCUCCUAUUAAUGCUGAUAUCUCGCUGCUGGCUAAGAGGAACAUCAAGGUCCAUGGUAUCACUGCUGGCCACGAUGUCUUGAGCCCCGAUGGUAUCAUACUGCGUGAGAAAUGCGCGAAAGCAGGCGUCAAGGGAGAGUGGGUUCAUUGGGAGAAGCAGAUGCAUUGCUUUGUACUCACCAUGCCGUAUGGACUGAAGGAAGCGAAGAAUGCAGUCCAGUGGAUCAUUGAUGUCUUGAAUAGGGAUUGA
This is a messenger RNA of Bipolaris zeicola 26-R-13, 1002 nucleotides long. RefSeq lists its product as uncharacterized. NCBI's taxonomy places the organism in Eukaryota, Fungi, Ascomycota, Dothideomycetes, Pleosporales, Pleosporaceae. The transcript has a single exon. The record is from RefSeq and is a predicted model, not a curated record. Bases 1 to 1002 code for a protein of 333 amino acids. Gene Ontology annotation, molecular function: hydrolase activity.